Molecule: messenger RNA, 1134 nt
Organism: Pogonomyrmex barbatus (red harvester ant)
Lineage: Eukaryota; Metazoa; Arthropoda; Insecta; Hymenoptera; Formicidae
Product: cilia and flagella-associated protein 47-like
Biological process (GO): cilium assembly
Cellular component (GO): cilium
Source: RefSeq, a predicted model, not a curated record
AUGAAUCUUUCAAUGACAACUAAUAAAAAGUCAAUCGUCAUGAUACAAGAGAGAAAGGAAAUACAAAUAGCACUUCCUAUAGAUGAAUUAGCAGGUAUAAAGCAUGAUAAUGUGUACAUUUCACCGAGUCAUAUAAAAUUCAAUGAAGCUUUUGAAGGAAUUACGUAUCGACAGCGUAUGACUAUCAAGAACAUCGGCUAUAAAUCUGCCUUCGUCAAAAUUCGGCAGCCAAAUUCUAUAGCUUUCCAAGUAGAAACUUUGAAAAGUAGCAUAUGGCUGAGUCCUGGAUUAAAUAUAACGACAUGUGUGACUUACACUUUUAAAAGAACAUCCAUGUUGCACGCAAUAAUUCCAAUUGAGAUCAAUGGAAAAGUUUUCGAUUAUCACGUGAUGUCUACAUUAGCCAGCGAAUAUAUUAGUAUCGAGCCGAAGUCAAUAGAUUUUGGUACAAUUGACAUUGGUUAUGCGUCAGGUUUUAAAAUUUUAACAAUCCGUAACGAAGGAAAUAAAAGUACCAGGUAUAUGCAUUAUUCAAAUUGAAAAUUUUUCGAAUAUCGCGAUAUUCGAUAUAUCGCGUUAAACUGAGCUGAUUUUAAGCAACAAAUUUUGAAUUUUGUAAAUUCUAAAAUAACAAUUUUCCAGAUUUUCUGUUGAUCUCGGACAUCAUUUAAAUAUAACCGUAAAGCCUUCUCGUGGAAGAAUUAAACCGCGAAAGGAAAUAAAACUUCAAAUCGAAUUAAUGGGCGUAAAUGAAGGCAUCUUUUAUAGCGAGAUUUGGUAAGAUAUUCUUGCUGUUUUGUUAUCGUAUUUUUCGCAAGAUAAAUUCGAUAACAAAUUUUCUCAGGAUUAAAUCUGUUCCGAACAUACGUGUUCCAAUCAAAGUACAUGUCAUCGUUCCGAGAUUGGUGGUUUAUCAUCCGAAUACGAUCGGAGAUCUUACCUUUGUUGAUUUUCCACCUACAAUAGAAAAUACUAGUAGAUACGACACUUUCGUCUUGCGUAAUCUUUCGUCUCGAAUCUCCAAUUAUGUCGUUCUCGGAGAGCUCGAUAAUGAAGUAAAAUGCAUUCGGGUAUGAAACUGUUUCUACAAACAAGAUAAAAAUCUUAAAUCGAUAGCGGAUUGUUGGAAGAUAC